CAUCUUCUUUGCGAAAUACGACACACGUAAUCCGUUCGUUGAAUUCAUAUCACCGUGUAAUUCCAUAUAUUCUAUAUAAACCAUUGGCUUGCCGAACUGAAUUGUUGAUCCUACUUUGAAAUUUUCUAUAUCAAGAUUUUCAAUUCUCCUCCAAUUUCAUCUUCAUUUUGGUUCAUUCAUAACAAUUCAUCAUGGUUGAAGAACACCACCACCACCAUCAUCACCACCAUCAGCACCAUGAACAUCACGAUCAGCCCACCCCCAUAGACGCGAAUUCCAAUCCGGCCAACCGUAUUGGGAAGUACCAGGUGAUCAAGACAUUGGGUGAGGGUUCUUUUGGGAAAGUGAAGUUAGCACAACACACAACUACGGGCCAGAAAGUAGCGCUCAAGAUCAUCAACAAGAAGACGUUGGCCAAGUCGGAUAUGCAGGGUCGUAUUGAACGAGAAAUCUCGUAUUUGCGUUUGUUGAGACACCCCCACAUCAUCAAGUUGUACGACGUCAUUAAGCUGAAGGACGAGAUCAUCAUGGUAAUCGAGUUUGCAGGCAAAGAAUUGUUCGAUUACAUUGUGCAACGGGGCAAGAUGCCUGAAGAUGAGGCAAGACGGUUUUUCCAGCAGAUCAUUGCUGCCGUAGAAUAUUGCCACAGACAUAAGAUUGUCCAUCGUGACUUGAAGCCCGAGAAUUUGUUACUCGAUGAUCAACUCAACGUCAAGAUUGCCGACUUUGGUCUUUCCAAUAUCAUGACUGACGGGAACUUCUUGAAGACGUCGUGUGGCUCACCAAACUACGCUGCUCCAGAAGUCAUCUCAGGUAAAUUGUACGCUGGUCCGGAAGUGGAUGUGUGGUCCUCGGGUGUCAUUUUGUAUGUUAUGCUUUGUGGAAGACUUCCAUUUGACGACGACUUUAUUCCAGCGUUGUUCAAGAAGAUCUCCAACGGGGUUUACACAUUGCCAAACUAUUUGAGUGCCGGCGCUAAACACUUGUUGACACGAAUGUUAGUGGUGAAUCCUUUGAACAGAAUCACCAUCCACGAGAUAAUGGAAGAUGAAUGGUUCAAGAAGGAUAUAGCCGACUACUUGCUACCACCCGACUUGUCCAAGACUAUGCACAAUAAGAUCGACGUCGACGAAGACGUCAUCACAGCCCUUACAAUGGCCAUGGGUUACGACAGAUACGAGAUCAUCAACGUCAUCGAGAAGUGUAACAAGCUGUCUACACCUCUGCAACAGUCCAACGAGAUUCUUGAUGCUUAUUUGUUGAUGAAGGAAAACCAUUCAUUGGUCAAGGACUUGAAAAAGUCUAAAUCUGAGAAGGUCGACUCAUUCUUGUCACAAUCUCCACCUCCUUCAUUCAUCAACAGCUCUACUAGUUCAGCUCCAGGAGUUCAACAGUCGCUUACAUACCAGACUUUGGCUACUGUUCCUGAUUUGUCGACGUUACCUAACUCCACCAUUGCCAUAUUGCCCUCAUCGUUGCCCUCUAUUCAUAGAGCAUUCAUGAUGGAACACAAUAAUCAAGCCGUAAUCAACCCAGUUUCCUCCAGAAAACUGAAGACAAGAUGGCAUUUUGGUAUCAGAUCUAGAUCGUAUCCCUUGGAUGUUAUGGGAGAAAUCUACAGAGCUCUCAAGAAUUUGGGUGCCGAGUGGGCUAAACCUACAGAAGAGGAGUUAUGGACCAUUAAGGUCAGAUGGAGAUACGACAGUUGCGAAAUGGAACAGGCCCCUAACUUGAUGAAGAUGCAGAUCCAGCUUUUCCAGUUGGAGCCAAACAACUACUUGGUAGAUUUCAAGUUUGACGGCUGGGAAACGUCUGGUGAACAGUCUUCAUUUAAACAAGAUGCUGAUGAAGUAAGUUCAUUUUCGGCUUAUCCGUUUUUGCAUUUGGCCACGAGGUUGAUCAUGGAGUUGGCAGUGAACAGUCAAAGCGGAUGAUAGAGAUAUGUAGAGCAAUGAGAUACGAG
Messenger RNA from Scheffersomyces stipitis CBS 6054, 1963 nucleotides. RefSeq names its product AMP-activated serine/threonine-protein kinase catalytic subunit (gene SNF1). The record is from RefSeq and is a predicted model, not a curated record. The coding region runs from base 192 to 1934 and encodes 580 amino acids. Gene Ontology annotation, biological process: intracellular signal transduction; protein phosphorylation. Gene Ontology annotation, molecular function: ATP binding; protein serine/threonine kinase activity. Lineage: Eukaryota; Fungi; Ascomycota; Pichiomycetes; Serinales; Debaryomycetaceae. The transcript has a single exon. Gene Ontology annotation, cellular component: cytoplasm.